UGAGUAUUGUGAAUUAUCGGAGCGACUCGCCCUUCUGAAAUCGUUCUGACGAAGAAAUCAUGGCGUGCUUUUCUAGAGGAUUUCAGGGUAUAUUCAGAGCUCAUAGAGAUGGAGGAGCAUUCUCCCAGAGAUGGAGUUCAAUCAGCAGGUCACUGUCGGUGAGCAGCAAACUCAACGCAGAGUUCUUCAACAGCUCUCAGGAGGCAGUGUGGGACAUUGGUGAUGACACAAAGAUCCUUGCUGGAGGUUUUGGACUGGUUGGGAUUCCAGAGAACCUCAUCAGGGCUCUGAGAGUGACUGGACCCAAGUUCCUGACUGUUGUCAGCAAUGAAGCUGGGAGCAACGAGACAACAAAAGAGUGAUACCAACAGCAAUGAUGAGAUGGGACUUGGUAUUCUGAUAAAGAACCACCAGGUGAAGAGGAUCGUCUGCUCCUUCAUUGGCAACUGCCGUGAGCUGGAGAAGCAGUACCUGAGUGGAGACAUUGAGGUGGUGUUGUCUCCGCAGGGCUCUCUGGCUGAGAGGAUCAGGGCUGGCGGUGCGGGCAUCCCUGCCUUCUAUACCCCCACCGGCUUUGGGACCCUGGUCCACAAGGGAGAGCCCAUCAAGUUUGAUGACAAGCAACACGUGGAGAUAGAGAGUCGGGGGAAGGAGCACCGGGUGUUUGCAGAUCAUCACUACAUCAUGGAGGAGUCCAUUACUGGAGACUUUGCUCUCGUGAAGGCCUGGAAGGCCGACAUAUACGGGAACCUAGUUUUCAGAAAGUCAGCCAGAAACUUUAAUAUUCCCAUGGCAAAAGCAGCGAGAUGCACCAUUGCUGAAGUGGAGGAGGUUGUAGAUGAACCGCUUAAACCCGAAAACAUUCAUCUUCCCAGCAUCUAUGUUCAGAGAGUGGUAAAAGGAGAGAGAUAUGACAAAGUUAUAGAGAGGCGGACGACGCGAGCCAGGGGGCAAGAGUCUACCAGAUUGACACCCACAAACGACCGCGAGAGGCAAAGGGAUAGGAUUGUGCGCAGAGCAGCCCUCGAGUUCCAUGAUGGCAUGUAUGUUAACCUGGGUAUUGGUAUUCCGAUGCUGGCCAGCAACUACAUUCCUAAAGGGAUGAGGGUGGUCAUACACAGCGAGAACGGUGUCCUGGGCAUGGGCCCAUAUCCUUAUGAGGGGGAAGAAGACUGUGAUCUCAUUAAUGCAGGGAAGGAGACUGUGACUCUGAUAGAUGGGGGGUCCUACAUGGACAGUGCUGAAGUGUUUGCAAUGAUCAGAGGUGGACAUUUGCACAUGACAAUGUUGGGGGCCAUGCAGGUGUCUAAAGAUGGGGACCUAGCCAACUGGAUGAUACCGGGGAAGUUGGUGCGGGGAAUGGGAGGGGCUAUGGACCUAGUGGCUCCUCACGAGAAGACCAGGGUCGUUGUCACCAUGGAACACACUGCCAAGGAUGGUUCUCCAAAGAUCCUUGAAAGAUGUGAGUAUCCGAUAACUGGAAAGAACUGUGUGGACCGCAUCAUCACCGAGAUGUGUGUGAUGGACAGAGUGGUUGGCCGUGGGUUGGAGGUGGUGGAACUGGCUGAUGGUGUGUCACUGGAGGACAUCAGGUCUUGUACCGGAGCUACCUUUGAGGUAUCUGAUGAUAUGCGACCAAUGCAACAGAUUGAAGUGUAGCCAUUUUCUACCGUCGCAAGAGUCAUUUUUAUAGCUUCUCUAAUAAUAUUAUUGCUGAAAAAACAUUAGUUUCAUGCUGUCAGCCAAGUACUUUUUAGUAUUUCAGAUUUCAAUUUUUCAUGUAAUAAUUAUAUUGUAAUGUUGCGUACAAUUGGUAUAUAGUAAGAUGAUUAUUGGCAAUCAGACCAUGGGAAGCUCCAUAACUGCUUGGUCCUACAGCAGUGCUCACAGGCAGUGCAGCCCUAACAGAAGAUGUGCUCACUUGGAACGGCACUAGUUGGGGAGUUAAAGUUCCCUCUGUCCUCUGAUACCAGAUCCUCAUGGGAGAACUACAGGAGAGAGAUGUGAGCUCUACAUUUUUGUGGCCUUUAGCUACUUCUCUUGCGGUCUGAUCAGCACAUGGCGCCAUAGCCUGUUGCACAACAUUUUGGCGACCCCCUCCACCAGCCAUAGUACAGUAUAGUAGAGGCGUAUUGUGACGCACGCAAAAGUGCCCCCGCGCACGCCGCCCCCAGAGCUGAUCUGAGAGAGGGCGUGGACCCUCGGCCGACGAGCCAAGAAGCUUCGACGCCUCACACGCACAUACAUAGUGUAUACUAUGUCUGCCGGCGGGCCAAAGUCUAGGCAGGGCAAAGCUUCGGCGCGGGGUAUAUGGUGGGACUUCUCGUCUGGGUCAGCGUCAAAUCGCAAACUUCAUCGUAAACCCAGUUGCCAGGAGAGCGUUGAUGGGGAGCGCUGCAGGGAGAUGUCUCGUUCUUCCACUUCUCCGGCACUGGGGACGGCCAGAGGGUCUUCCCCAGCCGACAGUACUAGCUCUUCGACCAGCGGGAAGGCUGAUCAGGUGGUGGUGGGUGUGUGCGCCAUGAACAGCAAGACACUGGCCCCUCCCAUGCAGAGCAUACUGUCCCGCCUACAGCACUAUGACUACAUCAAGAUCGUGGUGUUCUCUGACGCCAUCAUACUUAAAGACAGGGUAGAAGACUGGCCCCUCUGUGACUGUCUCCUUGCCUUCUUCUCCGAAGGCUUCCCUCUCCAAAAGGCAGUGGACUAUGUCAGACUGCGCAGACCCUUUGUCUUCAAUGACCUCAACAUUCAGUUCACUUUACAGGAUAGAUCAAAAGUGUACGAUAUAUUGAAGCAGAGCGGGAUUCGAGUUCCCCGCUAUGCAGUGUUAAGGAGACCUAAUGAUGAACUAAGUGAGCCUACCAAGGACAUUAUAGAGGUGAACGGGGAAGCGUUCCACAGGCCAUUUGUGGAGAAGCCUCUGUCGGCGGAGGACCACAAUGUUCACAUCUACUUCCCGUCUGACUAUGGUGGUGGCUGCCAGAAACUCUUCAGGAAGAUUGGUAACCGGAGCAGCUCCUACUGCUCAGAGAGCCGCGUCCGUCGGGACGGGUCCUACAUCUACGAGGAGUUCCUGGCCACGGAUGGUGUGGACGUGAAGGUCUACACUGUCGGUCCAGACUAUGCCCACGCUGAGGCCAGGAAAUGCCCCAGUCUGGAUGGUAUAGUCCAGAGAGAUGACAAGGGACUGGAGAAGAGGUUCCCUGUCAUCCUCACUGCAGAGGAGAAACUGAUGGCCAGACAAGUCAGCCUCGCAUUCAAACAAACUGUGUGUGGAUUUGACCUUCUGCGCUCCAAUGGGAAGAGCUAUGUGUGUGACGUCAACGGCUUCAGCUUUGUGAAGAAAUCUGAAAAAUACUACGACGACUGUGCCCAGAUACUGCUAGAGAUAAUCACGAGUCGUUUUGCUCCGGAAUAUUUCCCCAACAUCCCUCCAUCAGUUGAGUACCUCGCCGAGGAUGUCCCUGUACCCAUUCCCAAGACCGACAACAACAAGGACCAGCUGCGCUGUGUGAUAGGCAUCAUUCGUCACGGAGACAGAACUCCCAAGCAGAAGAUGAAGAUGAUCGUGAGCCACAAAAAGUUCUACCAACUCUUUGAGGAGAUGAACGGAUAUACCACGGGACACAUCAAAAUCAAGGAACCUCAGAAGAUGCAGCAACUGCUGGACAUCACUCGCUCUCUCCUGGAGCACCCAAACGGAGUGCAGGAAGAGGUGCACAAACUACAGCAGCUCAAGACUGUCCUGGAAAUGUAUGGCUACUUCUCAGGCAUCAAUAGGAAGGUGCAGUUCAAGCUUGUGACUCAUCGACCUACACCCACCAGUCCCAAAGGGCAAGGGUUGUUGCUGAUCCUGAAGUGGGGAGGAGAGCUGACGGCAGCAGGCCAGAGGCAGGCAGAAGAGCUGGGCCGGGCGUUCCGCUGCAUGUACCCCGGGGGAGAGGGGGAGUAUGCCUCUCUCCCGGGGUCGGGGUUCCUCCGACUUCACUCCACCUACCGACACGACCUCAAGGUGUAUGCCUCUGACGAGGGCCGGGUCCAGAUGACUGCGGCUGCCUUCACCAAGGGAUUACUGGACCUUGAGGGGAGUCUAGCAUCAGUCAGAACCCACCUGGUCAAGAGAGACCAACACGCCACUGACCUCCUCGACACCUCUAAUGGGGCUGAUGACAUCAUCAGAAGUGUAAAAGAGGAUCUCCAUCUCAUGAUGAGAUCUGCUGAGGAUUUCACUGAGGAUUCCUAUAAGACACUUGCUCCCACCAGGACCGAUUCCAUCCUGACUGCCAUGCGACAUGUGAGGAACCCGAGGAUAGCCUGCGAGCUCCUCUACCAGCAGAUCAAGUCCCUCACCGCUGAGAUCAGGACCAAGAUGGUCUCCCAGCCUAACAUACACCUGUAUGCCGGGGAGUCACUGGGGGUCAUGCUGCAGAGAUGGAGCAAACUUGAGAAGGAUUUCAAGGGGCCUAAUGGCCAAUUUGAUAUUAGCAAAAUACCUGAUAUUUAUGACUGUGUCAAAUACGACCUACUGCACAACAGACUGAUGGGUCUGGACCGAAAUAACCUCCAUGUGCUGUUUGACAAGGCCAUGUACCUAGCGGAUAUUGUCAUACCUCAGGAGUAUGGAGUAACAAGGGAAGAGAAGCUAGCAAUGGCAGAGAUAAUCUGCACCCCCCUCCUCAACAAGAUGCAGUCUGACCUGCACCAUGUUCUCUCCAACGAGAGCUCUGACAUCAACCACAGACUGGACCCCCAGCUCUCCAAGCACAUAGUCAUCUCCCCCAGCAGACAUGUCCGUACCAGACUCUACUUUACCAGCGAGUCACACAUACACUGCCUCAUCAACAUCCUCAGAUACAGCAGACUCUUUGGAGUGAACCCAGACGCAGAGUAUUCUGGUUGGAAGAAACUAUCGGGCACUCCAGAGCUCAACUUUCUGAGUCAGAUAGUCAUACUUCUGUAUGAGGAUGAGUCGCAGCCAAAGGACUCUGACUCCCGCUACUACAUCCACCUCCACAUCGGCUCUGGAGUCAAGGCCAGGAAACAGACACUCAGCGAGGGAGUCCCUUUCAUUGACGACGAUAUGAACUCCCCGCCUUCCUUUGUGAAGAGGCUCCCGACCCUCCCGACUAACAGAGGGUCAGACUCUGUGGUAGUGUCCUCGGCCACUCCACCCCCGUCCUCCAGGGUUGUCAGGAAGAUUGCCUCCUACCCCACCCUGCACUAUGUGGCCACUCAGCCCAUAGCUGUCGUGGCUACUCCGCCACACCAUCGGAAGAGUUCCAUCCCGUUCAGUGGUAGCGGGAUGUCGAGGGACGACAGUGUGUUGUUGAAAAUCCCACCCGACAGUCCCGGGAGGAAGCUCAUCAUCGGCUAUACCAAUGAAUCACUUCAGACCCUCGGAGAACCUGGUCUGGUGAUGGCUGCCGAGCUAUCCUCCACAGUGGAGCCACUCACCCACGUUGCCACCCUCCCUGGACACAAGUUCAUGGACUUUUUGGGACAGUUGAAGGGACUUGGAAAGUUCACCAAGUCCACACCAGAGCCUCCCAAUUAUCAACCUCACACAUAGAGUUGUCAAGAGCUAUAAUAACAUUGUGUCAUAUUUCACAUGUGCAUCCUCAUUUUUAAUGCAUCCCAAUUGUUUU
Geodia barretti is the source of this 5648-nucleotide messenger RNA. NCBI's taxonomy places the organism in Eukaryota, Metazoa, Porifera, Demospongiae, Tetractinellida, Geodiidae. The record is from the annotation of a GenBank genome assembly.